AGAUAUACUGAGUGAGCCCUGAGAAGCAGCCUCAGAUCCUGACGGUGCAGCAACUCGCAGCCUCAGCCAGGGAGUCCCAGCCGCUUUCAAUGGAGGAGAAGCCCGGCCAGCCACAGCCUCAGCACCAUCACAGCCAUCACCAUCCGCACCAUCACCCCCAGCAGCAGCAGCAGCAGCAGCAGCCGCAGCCGCACCACCACCACCAUUAUUAUUUCUACAACCACAACCACAACCAUCACCACCACCACCAUCACCAGCAGCCUCACCAAUACCUGCAGCAUGGAGCCGAGGGCAGCCCCAAGGCCCAGCCAAAGCCGCUGAAACAUGAGCAGAAACACACCCUCCAGCAGCACCAGGAAACGCCGAAGAAGAAAACAGGCUAUGGUGAACUAAACGGUAAUGCUGGAGAAAGAGAAAUAUCUUUAAAGAGUCUGGGUUCUGAUGAAGCUACCAGCCCUAUUUCCAGGGUCCUCAAUGGCAACCAGCAAGUUGUAGACACUAGCCUAAAACAGACUGUAAAGGCCAGCACCUUUGGGAAAGCAGGAAUUAAAACCAAGAAUUUCAUUCAGAAAAACAGUAUGGACAAAAAGAAUGGGAAGUCUUAUGAAAAUAAAUCUGGAGAGAAUCAGUCUGUAGAUAAGACUGAUACUGUAGCAAUUCCAAAUGGUGUUGUAACAAAUAAUUCUGGCUAUAUUACCAAUGGUUAUAUGGGUAAAGGAGUAGAUAAUGAUGGUAGUGGAUCUGAGAGCGGAUAUACCACUCCUAAAAAAAGGAAAGCUAGGCGCAAUAGUGCCAAGGGUUGUGAAAACCUUAAUUUAGUGCAGGACAAAAUAAUGCAACAAGAGACCAGUGUCCCAACCUUAAAACAAGGACUUGAAACUUUCAAGCCUGACUAUAGUGAACAAAAGGGAAAUCGAGUAGAUGGUUCAAAGCCCAUUUGGAAGUAUGAAACGGGGCCUGGAGGAACAAGUCGAGGAAAACCUGCUGUGGGUGAUAUGCUUCGAAAAAGCUCAGAUAUUAAACCUGGUAUAAGCAGCAAAAAGUUUGAUGAUCGACCCAAAGGAAAGCAUGCUUCAGCUGUUGCCUCCAAAGAGGACUCGUGGACACUAUUUAAACCACCUCCAGUUUUUCCAGUGGACAACAGCAGUGCUAAAAUAGUUCCUAAAAUAAGUUAUGCAAGCAAAGUUAAGGAAAACCUCAAUAAAACCAUCCAGAACUCUUCUGUGUCACCAUCUUCGUCUUCAUCCUCUUCAUCAUCUACUGGGGAAACUCAGACCCAAUCUUCAAGUCGGUUAUCCCAGGUUCCUAUGUCAGCGCUGAAAUCUGUUACUUCUGCCAGCUUUUCUAAUGGGCCUGUUUUAGCAGGGACUGAUGCAAGUGUGUAUCCUCCAGGGGGUCAGCCACUGCUAACUACUGCUGCUAAUACUCUAACACCCAUCUCUUCUGGGACUGAUUCAGUUCUCCAGGACAUGAGUCUAACUUCAGCAGCUGUUGAACAGAUUAAGUCUAGCCUUUUUAUCUACCCUUCAAAUAUGCAAACUGUGCUGUUAAGCACAGCACAAGUGGAUCUGCCCUCUCAGACAGAUCAGCAAAACCUGGGGGAUAUCUUCCAGAAUCAGUGGGGUUUAUCAUUUAUAAAUGAGCCCAGUGCUGGCCCUGAGACUGUUAUUGGGAAGUCAUCAGAUCAUAAAGUGAUGGAGGUGACAUUUCAAGGAGAAUAUCCUGCCGCUUUGGUUUCACAGGGUGCUGAAAUAAUCCCCUCAGGAACUGAGCAUCCUGUGUUUCCCAAGGCUUAUGAGCUGGAGAAACGGACUAGUCCUCAAGUUCUGGGUAGCAUUCUAAAAUCUGGGACUACUAAUGAGAGUGGAGCCUUAUCUUUGGAACCCAGUCAUAUAGGUGACCUGCAAAAAGCAGACACCAGUAGUCAAGGUGCUUUAGUGUUUCUCUCAAAGGACUACGAGAUAGAAAAUCAAAAUCCUCUGGCCUCUCCUACGAACACUUUGUUAGGCUCCGCCAAAGAACAGAGAUACCAGAGAGGCCUAGAAAGAAAUGAUAGCUGGGGUUCUUUUGACCUGAGGGCUGCUAUUGUAUAUCACACUAAAGAAAUGGAAUCUAUUUGGAAUUUGCAGAAGCAAGAUCCCAAAAGGAUAAUCACUUACAAUGAAGCCAUGGAUAGUCCAGAUCAAUGAAGGACCAGACUGCCUAUUCGUAACCUUUCUGCAGCAUUAGAGCCACCGUUCAUGGGGGACACAAGGCUUUUAUGCUCCUAGAUCUUCAACGCAGCAGAGGAACCAUAAGUAGAAUCACAGGAUAAUAUAUACAAAUAUAUAUAUAUACAUAUAUAUAUAUAGUUAUUUAAAAAAAAAAGGCAACUGAAAGUAAUUAGACUUCUUAAGGAAUCAAAUUUAUUUCAAGAGACUACACAUGGUUAUUUAAUCUCCGGUACUGAAUAGUUUUUUUUUUCUUUUUUCCUAUCGUUAGUUUCUGUUUUUAAGUGUGAAUGCAAGUGAUUAAUGAAUACAGACUUAACAAGUGUGGUUCUAAAGUUCCUGCUGUCAUCAACUUGGGCAACAAAUGACCCACUGGAAAGGCAAAUCCACUUAAAAGAUCUCUGUAUCUUGUUCUGUGACUAAAGUGAUACACUAAUCACGGGGAACCCAGAAUGAUUCAACAUUUUCCCCCCACUCCUCCUUUGAUCUUUUGGUUUUACUUUAAGCCCUGCGAGAAUGCUGGAUAAAUGCCUUGAAGUUUGCAGGGGUGUAUUUUUUUAGCGAAUAUGAUUUGCAUGUCUUGCCAAGAGUUAAGCAGCCUCUGUGGGUUGUUGGGGAAAUCUUUUCUUUCUUUCCUUUUAUUUUUUGUGGGGUGGGGAUAGGGGAGGGCCUUGAAGUUCUACAAUUCUGGAAUAGUUGGUGGUACAUAGUUAACUUGGUUUUGGUUCAAUUUAACAACUGAAGAAUCCAUGAGUGUCAUUUUUAAUAAGUUGCAGAACAAGCAAUUGGCUUGGAUAUUCAAUAUCGAAAAAUAUUCCUGUGCCCAUAUUUUAAUGUAAUUGUAUAACUGGGAGCAAAAAUAUAUUCUGCUUUUCAACUGUAGGUGCUCCAGACUUGCUCUCUGUCACUAACACUAAAUGUGCUGUUUUCCUUGUUUUUCCUCAAACAUCAAAGAGAAACUUCUGUACCUUUCUGUAAAUUGUCUUUUAAUUUCUCAGCAAAAUCUAAAAGGGGAAGCAAAAGGUCCAUGAAAACUAAAACUUCGUUUUUAGCCAGUGAGAAGGUAAUAAACCCUGCCUAUAGAAGGUGUGUUUUCAUGCAAACUAUACUUCUGAGCUUACUAGCUUCUAAUUAUAUCUUAGUAAAUAUAUUUUAGUACUAGAGCAAAAUGGGUUUUUAAGGAAAAUAAUGUGAAGUUUUGGAAAUUUUCUUUUGGGCAGAGAAGAGCAUUAGCCCUGUCUUAUCACAUUGCCAUCCUGUUGCACUGCAGCUUGUGUAUAGCAUGCUAAAAUAAAUUUAUUUGUGUGUGUGCAGAAAUUAAGGGUCCAAUUAAGAUUGGGUGAUGUUAGUGGCAUAAUAACAAGUUGUCUGGCCUGACAUAGCAUCACAUCACAUAAACAACACACACAGAGAUUAGUAUAUCCAUGUAUGUCAAAUACAGGUUAAAAUAGCAGGGCAUUUAUAUUUAAUAUAAAGAGUUGUAGUCUUCUAAUAAAAGUAGACUGGAUCCCCUGGGGUAUUUCGGGAGAAAGUAACUACUUUUGCUCUACCCCUUUGCUUAAGAAAUGUCCAGUUUUGAGUGACUGGUAGUAUGGAUGGGUUUUCUCGUUUUGUUGAUUAUUUGAGACUUUUAACAAGUAGUUCAUGAAAGAAGCUAUUGGACUCAACAUAGAGUAGAGAAAAUAUCUUUUUAGUCUGGAUUUCUGCCCUGCUUAGAUUUUAAAAGUAUAAGCAUGGAUUGCCAAUUCCACUUGAUGUAAACAAAACUUUUUUAUACAUAAUAUAUAUAUAUAAUAACUUAUUGUAUCAGUCCAGGUUCAGAAACUUGUGGUAGGCCAGUUCCAGAUAGUUUCAUUUCACCUGUAAACUGUAUCACUUUUACUGAUAUUGUAAUUUUCAAAUGUAUAAUAUGUUUACAGAUGUGCCCUGCAUUUAGUCUGCCUUGUUCCUAUUUUGAUUUUUGUUGAGUCUCCUGCCUGCUUGCCAAAAGCUAGGAUGCUUCGGGCCCAUGUACAAUUGAAAGCAGAGGCAUCCUUGAGCUUUAAAGCAUUGAACAAACUGGAAAAUGCAACAUACCACAUACUGAAGUGAAAAAAGUCUGUGUUUUUGUGUUUUUUAAAUAAAAAUUUUCAAAAAGUUUAAAAAAAGAUAUAAGGUUGAUUAAAGGGAAAAAAAGGCUCCAGUUUGUUUUACAGGUUUUAAAGUUCUGCUGUGUGUUCAAUUGCCUUGUGUAACCACUUGUCGCCUUAGGGCCAGAUCCCCUCCCCUCCCUUUUUUUUAAAUGUCCAUUUUGCUUGCCUGGAAUUUUCUUCUGUCUCAACAACUCACAAGAAACUUUCUGGGUUUGUGACAUUACAGAGGUUGAAUGAAUAUAUAUUCUAAAAGGAAAAAAAAAAAAAAAACACCGGCCCCCAUCUGAAUUGGGCUUUUAAACUUAGAAGCAACGCUUAAUUAUAUGGCUAUCCUAAUUUCCUUUCAUAUCCCUCAGGCCUCCAUGUUCAGAGAAGCCAAAAAGAGAAUGUAUCCCUUCUGUUUGUCCAAAGGUUUUUGAGAGUCUCACUUCUAAAUGAAACAAUGCAACAUUUCACUUUGAUUUCUCCACUGAAAUUUCCUUGAUUAUAUGGUUAGAGGUAUAUAAUUAGGAAUGUCACUUAACUUUCUGGGAACGCUAGUGCCCCGUCAUAUUAACUGUCAGUAUUUUUUGGGCAUUGGGUUAAUGGACUUAAUUGCCUAGGUACAAGCAGGACUUUGGGACAAAUUUCCUUUGUGCUGUUUGGUAACACUUAACUCUACUUGUUGCAAUCUUUCUCCUUAGGUCCUCACACAAUUCCUUACAGAGCACUUAUUAAAAAAAAUCUUAAGAGUU
Molecule: messenger RNA, 5076 nt
Organism: Propithecus coquereli (Coquerel's sifaka)
Lineage: Eukaryota; Metazoa; Chordata; Mammalia; Primates; Indriidae
Gene: NUFIP2
Product: nuclear fragile X mental retardation protein interacting protein 2
Exons: 4
Coding region: 90-2189 (699 amino acids)
Cellular component (GO): cytoplasmic stress granule; nucleoplasm
Molecular function (GO): RNA binding
Source: RefSeq, a predicted model, not a curated record